Molecule: messenger RNA, 2239 nt
Organism: Pangasianodon hypophthalmus (striped catfish)
Lineage: Eukaryota; Metazoa; Chordata; Actinopteri; Siluriformes; Pangasiidae
Product: angiopoietin-related protein 3
Exons: 7
Coding region: 39-1427 (462 amino acids)
Biological process (GO): triglyceride homeostasis; cholesterol homeostasis; phospholipid catabolic process
Source: RefSeq, a predicted model, not a curated record
UUCUUUGGACACAGAGAGCUGAAAGAUCUCCAACAACAAUGAAGCUUGCUCAUCCAAGUGUGGCGAACCAUGCGACCAUGAAGCUGGCCUUGCUACUGUUAUUUAUGUUAUUAACCAAUGCUUUCCCAACAGCAGAGGACACUGAGGAGCCAAACCUGGCUCCAUCAGAGACUCGGUCAGCUUUUGCAGCUCUGGAUGAAGUCCGGCUUAUCGCUAAUGGCCUCCUGCAGCUAGGUAAAAACCUGAGGGACUUUGUGCAAAAGACAAAGGGCCAGAUCAGUGACAUCUUGCAAAAGAUCAACAUUUUUGAUAAGUCCUUCAACCAGCUUUCUGUGCUGGCCAGUGAGAUCAAAGAGGAAGAAGAGGAACUGAAGAAGACCACUGUGGUGCUCAAAGCCAAUAAUGAGGAGAUCAAGAGCCUGUCUUUGGAGAUAAACUCCAAAGUAGAGGACAUCAUGAGGGAGAGAAUCCAGCUGUGGAAUCAGGUUGGAGGGCUUGAGCAGAAAAUGAGUGGACUUUCUCAAGGUCUUCUCUCAGCAGAUCAGGUUGCAGAAAUUUCAGCACUAAAAGAGGUAAUCCAAGCCCAAGAAAGGAGUAUCUCAGACCUGCUGAAGGCAGUGAAGGAGCAAAGUGAGCACUUGAAUGACCAGAGAAACAAGAUCAAAGGUCUGGAGAAUAAGCUUAACUCUGCCAGCCUUCAGGAAACUUUGUCUAAGUUUAGUUGGGAUCCCGAAAUCUACAACAUGUCAGAUUAUCUGUCCAACUAUUCCAAUGAUGGAAGCUUUUCAAGUGAUUUCCCGAGAGACUGUGGUGAGGUCUUCAGCAGUGGAGAGAAAACCAGUGGCCUGUAUCCCAUUAAGCCAAAUGUAUCCGAACCUUUCUUUGUGUACUGUGACUUCACAGAGGAGGGAGUGUUCACGGUUAUUCAGCGCAGACAAGGUGGCUCUGUUGAUUUUAACCAGUCCUGGCAAAGUUAUGAGGAUGGAUUCGGAGACUUCAAGAGUGAGUUCUGGCUAGGUCUGAGGAAGAUCUUCUCCAUCACCCAGCAGGGCGGAUCUCUCCUGCGCAUUCAGAUGGAGGACUGGAAACAGGAAAAACAUUCAAUGGAGUUCCAGUACAUGCUGGAAGGCCCUGACUCCAACUACACUAUCCACCUCAAGUCAGGAGAUCUGACCUCAGAUAUGGACAUCCCGACAAGACUGAGGUUCUCCACUAAAGACCACAAUGAUGGAAAUAGCCCCAAAGACCCAAACUGUGCUCAUGAUUAUACAGGAGGCUGGUGGUUCAGCGCUUGUGGAGAUGUCAACCUGAAUGGAAAAUGCAUCCAGAGCCAACCUCGCAGAAAAGGAAUCCAAGGGAAGCACAAUAAAGGACAGUCCCACUUAAAAUCCACACAGAUUUCCAUUCGUCACCGUCAGGAAGCAUAGUCACCCGUAAACCAAAAGAAAUGAUGUGGAAAUGUGCAAAUAUGUGUUCAGAUUUUUAAACCACAUGAAACAUGACUCUGUAAUUCCACAGUGCAGAAAAAUUGAGCAACAUGUUGUCCAUUAAACAAAAAAUCCAAUGUCCAAUUUAUUUCUGAUGGAACACAACACAGGUCUUGCAUUCUUUUUAUUCUUAACAGCUCUGCAUUUACUUUGACAUACCAAACACACACACACAGACACGCACACUUGGUUGGUCAUGCCCGCCCUGUUGGAUGUUUCCAAUAUGGUUUUGUGAUUUUCAUUAGCUUUUUCCAAAGGAAAAAAAAAAUCAUGGCUCUGACAUUUCUCUAAUGAUUAAACAAAGGUUUUGCUGCUUAAGGUGAAUUUUAUUUAGGCUUUUGUUGUUAUGAAGAUCCAGCACUUUUGGCAUUUUGUUUACUUUCUUCUGUUGCUCAUGUGGUUUGCGUUGCAUGUUUUACAUUUCAUGACUCACAAAAUUUCCAUAUGUAUAGAAGACGAUGUUGAUGUGAAACAGACAGAACUCAUGAGAAUAACGAUGCUUUAACGUGGGAUAUUUAAACAUGACACUGAGCAGGAUGGUACAUUAAGUGUUUUUACUUAACCACAUGUUGUUGAAGAAUCUGCUUUCAGCUGCAUCUGUAUGUCAUUUGGAUCCUAUAUUUCACUGAGGAACCGCAGAAUUUUGGCAGUUACUUACAAAUCCUCAGGAUUCCACUCACAUCAAUUUUACAAAUAGUUCUUAAAUAUAUUGUUUUUACAGAAUCGGACUUGCAAUAAAGUUCUUGAAGAGG